AUGGCUCAGAUGGACCUCUCAAUCAUCCCUCUCGCAACAAACCCAUCCGGAGCCCCUCCAAACUUCACCAACCCACCUUCUAUGGCAGGAACUGUGUUUGCUGUUGGGCUCUCGCUCUCACUGAUUAGUAUAGUGUUCGUGUCACUGCGUCUAUACACCAACUGGACCAAUGCGAGGAGACUGGUUCUUGCUGAUUAUUUUUGUACCUUCGCCUUAAUCUUCUUGAUUUCGUACUAUGCCCUCAUCGCUAGUGUUGGCGAGUCUGCCAAACAUACAUGGGAUGUCCCAAUGAGCAUACUCACUCCCUCGUAUCUCAAAAGGAUAGCAGCGGAGAACUUUGUCAUUGGCCCAUCACUAUGGGCAUCGAAAGCAGCAAUUCUUGCAUUGUACAUUCAACUUUUUGGCAAGACGAAUGCCUGGCUUCGAUGGACCUCAUAUAUUACAAUCUUAGUCACCUUCUGCUUUUAUUGGAGUAUGGUUCCCUUGGCUGGUGUGUACUGCGUUCCCAAGAUUGGUCAUGCCUGGGACAUGAGUCUCAUGGCAAGCUGUGGAAAACUCGCCAUUGUGGCACCACUUCAGGGAGCGGUUGGACUCGCAACCGACUUAUUUAUCUUGAUUCUUCCAGCGCCAAUUCUUUGGGGUCUGAAUCUGCCCCCAAGAAAGAAGCUUGGUGUAACACUCGUAUUCCUCGCUGGUACAUUCGCUGUCAUUGCCAGUACCGUCUCUCUUUACUAUCGAAUCAGAACUUGGCUAGGUCAUGACCCGACAUGGAACGGGUCCAUUAUUACCAUCACCACAUUCGUGGAGGGAUUUGUAACCGUCAUCGUCUCAUGCGCUCCAGCAAUCUCAUGUUUCUGGCUUAACAUAGUCACCAAAUCAAGCAUAUACAACAGUAUCGUCUCUCCCCGGGGCUCCAUGGCCAACUCAGAGAAGGUAUCGGACUCCGACGACAAUUCUGAGUUUAGCAAAAACAAUCGAUCUCGCUCGUCGAAACCGAGUUUGUACGGUUCAGCAAAUUACGAACACACCGAUGCCUUUUAUGGGAAGUUAACGACAAUGACAGAGGUUCGAGCGGUCCCAGUAGAGCGGACUAGUAAGGAGGGGUUUAUUAUCAAAGAGACUAGUGUCGACCAGUCUUCUGAGAGGUCAUUCAGAUCAGACUGA
Glarea lozoyensis ATCC 20868 is the source of this 1164-nucleotide messenger RNA. RefSeq lists its product as uncharacterized. The transcript has 4 exons. The record is from RefSeq and is a predicted model, not a curated record. Lineage: Eukaryota; Fungi; Ascomycota; Leotiomycetes; Helotiales; Helotiaceae. The coding region runs from base 1 to 1164 and encodes 387 amino acids.